Sinocyclocheilus rhinocerous is the source of this 1379-nucleotide messenger RNA. RefSeq names its product synaptotagmin-2-like. Gene Ontology annotation, biological process: calcium ion-regulated exocytosis of neurotransmitter; synaptic vesicle endocytosis. Gene Ontology annotation, molecular function: calcium-dependent phospholipid binding; phosphatidylserine binding; SNARE binding. Lineage: Eukaryota; Metazoa; Chordata; Actinopteri; Cypriniformes; Cyprinidae. The transcript has 9 exons. The coding region runs from base 324 to 1379 and encodes 351 amino acids. Gene Ontology annotation, cellular component: plasma membrane; dense core granule; synaptic vesicle membrane. The record is from RefSeq and is a predicted model, not a curated record.
CUCAGCGUUGUUAAACACGCGAAAAAGAGUGCAUUGUCUUUGUUGUGUGGUGUUAUCAAAACGCGGUCACAUUGUUUUACCAGGGUUCACCACUGUAUGACAUGAAUUGUACGCGGGAAUCAGUCUUUUAAAUGUCAACGGUUAUUUUGAUGGCUGGUCUUUCUGAAGACGGUGCUUUUUGGAGCUCUUUCCAAGUGCCCUGCUCGCUCUGCGAAGUUUCUUUCUUCAACCCACCUCUGCAUCACCACCCUCCUCUUGGUGCAGUACAUCUCCAGUGAGGAUACACACGGUACAGAGGUCCCUGAGUGGUCGAGCCAGAGAUCAUGAAGUGGAACCUCUUCAAAAAGAAGCCAGAAGCCAUGGUGGGCCCGGAGCCCACGGGACCUGGUGGCACCCACCCGUCACACACCAUGACGAUGGCCCCCGCUGUCUCCACACCUGCGGACAACUCCACCGAGUCUGAGGGGCCUGUCAACAAGAAUGAUGUCUUUGAGGAAAUCAAAAGCAAGUUCCUCAAUGAGAUCGAUAAAAUCCCAUGUAAGUCCUGCAGAGAUGUUUUACAGUCCCACUACAUCAAGAAAAUCAAUAGUAAACACCAGGAUGAUGAUGAUGAAGAAGGAGAAACUGGUUUGACGGAGGAGGAGAAAGAGGAAGAGGAAAAAGAAGUGGAAAAACUUGGAAAGCUUCAGUAUUCGUUGGAUUACGACUUCCAGGAUAACAAGCUGACCGUGGGAAUCAUGCAGUGUGCCGAUCUGAUUUCCAUGGACUCUGGCGGAACGUCCGACCCUUACGUUAAAGUGUUCAUCCUACCAGACAAGAAGAAGAAGUUUGACACCAAGGUGCACAAAAAGACCCUCAACCCAGUGUUCAACGAAUCCUUUGUCUUCAAGAUCGCAUACGAGGAGCUGGGUGGCAAGACGCUGGUCAUGUCUGUGUAUGACUAUGACCGCUUCUCCAAGCACGACAUCAUCGGUGAGGUCAAGCUACCCAUGAACACUCUGGAUCUGGGAAAGCCGAUCGAGGAGUGGAGAGACCUGGAUAGUGUUGAGAAAGAGGAGCCGGAGAAGCUUGGUGACAUCUGCAUCUCUCUGCGUUACGUUCCCACUGCGGGCAAACUGACCGUUUGCAUUCUCGAAGCCAAGAACCUGAAGAAGAUGGACGUGGGCGGCCUGUCUGACCCGUAUGUGAAGAUCCAGCUAUUGCAGAACGGCAAGCGUCUAAAGAAGAAGAAGACUACGGUGAAGAAGAACACACUGAACCCUUACUACAAUGAGUCCUUCAGCUUUGAGAUCCCUCUGGAGCAGAUGCAGUGCCAAAUCCAGACGUUCGUGUAUCUCGCAUAUAGAAGAUCCCAUCUGGCCAAACCUGACAGGCACUAA